Molecule: messenger RNA, 1531 nt
Organism: Salvia splendens (bonfire salvia)
Lineage: Eukaryota; Viridiplantae; Streptophyta; Magnoliopsida; Lamiales; Lamiaceae
Product: protein RETICULATA-RELATED 4, chloroplastic
Exons: 8
Coding region: 132-1277 (381 amino acids)
Source: RefSeq, a predicted model, not a curated record
CACCUUUUUCUACUCACACUCCUUUGUCUUGGUGAGUCAGUCAACUGUCCUAAACACUCAGCCACCGUUUCCCUAUAUCUCCUCUCUCUCUCUUUCACAAACACACAACUCAAUAAUCGAGAGAGACAGAGAUGGCCACAGCCGCCUUUUCACGCCUGACUCCGCAAUUCUCCAUCUCCUCACCGAAUGCGCCUCACCGCCCUCUCUCCCCUUCCUCCCUCACCUACCCGUCGACUUCCCAAUUCCUCAAUCUCUCUCUCUCCUCCACUUCUUCCCUCCAUCUCAUCGGCUCCCUUCACUCCCCUCGCCGCCCUUCCUUUUUAUCCUUCAGCAUCGGCGGCGGCGAUGAUUCCGGCGGCCAUGGCGGCGGUGGAGGAGGCGGAGACGGAGGUGACGGAGAUGCAGGGGAGAGGAACAAGGCUGAGGCAAUCAUGGCAUUGGCAGAGGCUGGUAGAUCUUUGGAUAGCAUUCCCAAGGAUUUAGCAGCCGCCAUUGAAGCUGGAAGGAUUCCGGGAUCCAUCGUUCAUCGAUUUUUCGAGCUCGAGAAGUCGCCUUUUCUCGGCUGGCUGCUCCGAUUUGGAGGGUUCAAGGAGAGAUUGCUCGCCGAUGAUCUCUUCUUGACCAAAGUUGGCAUUGAGUGUGGCGUUGGGAUUUUCACCAAGACUGCUGCGGAGCUGGAGAAACGUCGAGAAAAUUUCAGCAAGGAGCUAGAUUUCGUCUUGGCUGAUGUGGUAAUGGCCAUUAUUGCAGAUUUCAUGCUUGUCUGGCUACCUGCCCCUACUGUUUCUCUCCGACCCGCGCUAGCUGUCAGUGCUGGAGGUCUCAGCAAGCUCUUCUAUGGCUGCCCUGACAACGCAUUCCAGGUUGCCUUGGCGGGAACAUCCUAUUCAUUCCUACAAAGAAUAGGGGCCAUUGUGAGGAACGGUGCAAAGCUGUUUGCUGUUGGGACCAGUGCGUCUUUGGUUGGGACGGGUGUUACGAAUUUAUUGAUCACUGCGAGAAAGGCUAUAGACAAAUCUUAUGCCGGUGAAGCAGAAGACAUUCCUAUUUUGUCGACAAGUGCUGCAUAUGGUGUUUAUAUGUCAGUAUCAAGCAACCUAAGGUACCAAGUACUUGCUGGACUUAUUGAGCAACGGAUUUUGGAGCCUCUGCUACACGAGCAUAAGCUCGUGCUCAGCGCAGUCUGCUUUGCUGUGCGAACUGGCAACACGUUUCUGGGCUCACUGAUGUGGGUCGAUUAUGCACGAUGGAUUGGAAUCCAGAAGGUACGCGAAUAGAGCAUCAACGCGGCUUCGUAGGGUUGUUAUGCUAUGCUUUGAAACAAUUUGAUCAUUAGAACUGCGUUCUAGGAAUCAAUUUUUUCUCGUUUUGAAGAUUGUUUUUUUGUGAUUUAUUGAGGUGGGGUUACUUUCUUUCAAUUGCAUGAAAUAACAAGCUGUAAUCAGAAACAGGAAUAUGUCGUCUAUGUUCAAGCUCAGACUUACUUUAUAAUUGAUUCUUGAAGAAGAUAUGCAAUUAUAUGUUGUGAUAA